ACCAGACUGCGAUAACUGAUGCACCGGCAAUGUCAAAGUUGUCAUGUUAUGCGACCUCGGGGAUGUAUUAAUGAUCACAUAAACCUAAUUUACACGAGAAUAACGGAAGAUAACCUUCCUUAGAAACAUCGGUUUACAUUUUUAAAGGCCGGCUUGAUUGCUUUUUUUCUUUCUAGCCUCUUGUAGGCGUCUGAACUCGACAAGAUGCGCCUCACCAUUCAGAUGUUGAUAUCCCAUGGCCGGGUGGCCCGUAAAAUGGGUCUCGGUCCAGAGUCCCGAAUAAACAUGCUUCGGAACAUUCUUACCGGCCUCGUUCGACACGAGAGGAUAGAGACCACCCGAGGCAGAGCAGACGAAGUUCGAUUCUAUGCUGAAAAGUUGAUUGACUAUGCCAAGAAGGGAGACACUGACGAGAAAGCGAUGAAAAUGGCAAAUUUCUGGCUCACAGAAAAGGAUCUGAUCCCAAAGCUCUUCAAGGUCCUGGCUCCCAGGUUUGAGACCCAGCCCAAAGCCUACACCCGGAUGGCCCGCAUUCCCAACAGGGAGAACCUGGACAAGGCUGCUAUGGCUGUGCUGGAGUAUAAAGGCAACCCAUUCCCACCUCUCCAGACCGCCAAACGAGACAAUGAACUCACACUAAUCAACCAGCUCCUGAAAGGCUACAGAGAGGAGCGGGCACAGCAGGCAGCAGCCAAGGUUGAGGCAUGAUGCAACCAGCCACACACUGACCUUACAUGUGUUAGAUCAGGGGUGUGUUCGGUGAAACAUUUAGAAUGUCAUGUCUGUUCUACAGUAUAUGAACAUUCUGGAACGUUGCUCCCGCCUGAAUAAGCCCCUGUAAUUCCAUAGUAGAGGACCCGCUGGUGGGUUGUACUCAACUUUUAUAGUCCACAGAUUCUGACUAGGUCCUGAUUUGGAAACAUUGUGUUGUCAUCUGAUUUGGAAACAUUGUGUGUAAUAAGAAAAGCACCCAACACUUUUGGUGGAUAACAGUACAGAAACAUGGGGUGCAACUGUUUUGAGGUGACUGGCUACAGUAUUUGACUUUCUAUGGACCCCACGGAACAUGAGGAUGUUGUGUGUCAAAAUAAAUGAUUGUUUGACAAA
This is a messenger RNA of Salmo salar (Atlantic salmon), 1107 nucleotides long. RefSeq names its product large ribosomal subunit protein bL17m. Gene Ontology annotation, cellular component: mitochondrial large ribosomal subunit; ribosome. Gene Ontology annotation, biological process: translation. NCBI's taxonomy places the organism in Eukaryota, Metazoa, Chordata, Actinopteri, Salmoniformes, Salmonidae. The record is from RefSeq and is a predicted model, not a curated record. Gene Ontology annotation, molecular function: structural constituent of ribosome.